AUGGCCACCGACAUCCAAGAAAUACGCACAACCAACGCUCCGGCCCCUCUCCCCGUAUUCUCCCAAGCCAUCAAAGCCAACGGCAUGGUUUUCGUCUCCGGAAACAUCGGCUUUAACGUAGAGACGUGGACACUUGUCGAGGGCGGGAUUCAGGCUCAAACGGACCAAACGUUGAAGAAUAUCAAAGCCGUACUCGAAGAAGCAGGGUCGAGCUUUGAGAAGAUUUUGAAGCUGAAUGUUUAUAUCAAGGAUUUUGGGGAUUUCAAAGCUAUGAAUGAGACUUAUAUUACUCAUUUUCCGGGGCGGAAACCGGCAAGGACUUGCGUUGCGGUUGCGGACUUGCCGUUCAACGCUAUUGUUGAAAUGGAAUGUACUGCUCUUUGUGAUUAG
Molecule: messenger RNA, 390 nt
Organism: Mollisia scopiformis
Lineage: Eukaryota; Fungi; Ascomycota; Leotiomycetes; Helotiales; Mollisiaceae
Product: endoribonuclease L-PSP
Exons: 3
Coding region: 1-390 (129 amino acids)
Cellular component (GO): mitochondrion; cytosol
Molecular function (GO): deaminase activity
Source: RefSeq, a predicted model, not a curated record